Molecule: messenger RNA, 528 nt
Organism: Helobdella robusta
Lineage: Eukaryota; Metazoa; Annelida; Clitellata; Rhynchobdellida; Glossiphoniidae
Exons: 3
Cellular component (GO): EMC complex
Molecular function (GO): carbohydrate binding
Source: RefSeq, a predicted model, not a curated record
GUCGGAGGUCUGUUCAAGUUGGAGGGUAAAGUCAUCAAUCAAUACACCACCGAUGAAAACUGGGUUCAACAGGCGAGAGUGUUAGUGGACGGAGGUGCUUACAUUGGGAUCAUCAAGGCAGACGGAUCAUUCGCAGUAAAUGGCCUCCCAUCUGGUUCAUACGUAGUUGAAGUUGUCCAUCCUUUGUUCGCUUUUGAUUCUGUAAGGGUGGAAAUCACGUCAAAGGCAAAAGUUAGAGCGCGAAUUCUAGAUAACAUUCAGCCAUUUCAGAUAAAGAAUGUGGUCUCCAACCCUCUGCGUCUCAGGUGCAAGGGGAGGUACCAAUAUUUUCAGCAGAGGGAGCAGUGGAGGAUCAGUGACUUCUUAUUCAAUCCCAUGGUGUUGAUGAUGUUCUUACCACUACUGAUGAUGUUCCUCCUACCUAAGCUGAUGAACUCUCAAGAUCCUGAAAUUCAAAAGGAAAUGCAACAGUCGAUGAACUGGAUGAAUCCGAAAUCAAAUUUGCCAGAACUUUCAGAACUGAUGACC